Messenger RNA from Sardina pilchardus (European sardine), 1860 nucleotides. RefSeq names its product protein phosphatase, Mg2+/Mn2+ dependent, 1J (gene ppm1j). Gene Ontology annotation, molecular function: protein serine/threonine phosphatase activity. Lineage: Eukaryota; Metazoa; Chordata; Actinopteri; Clupeiformes; Clupeidae. The coding region runs from base 307 to 1806 and encodes 499 amino acids. The record is from RefSeq and is a predicted model, not a curated record. Gene Ontology annotation, biological process: protein dephosphorylation. The transcript has 10 exons.
GGCUAGCUGAAAGGGACCGCCGCACCGCUCUCUGCUGUGGAGGUUACUUGCCGUAGCCUACGGACUGGUAUGAUUAUACAUCCUGCAUUGCCAAAUCCUCUUGGGUGAUACGCACUCGGCUCAUAGAGCGGGCUUUUUUUUCUACGAGAAAAACAUUGUCUGUCAAAGCGUCACAUGGGGUCAGAAACGAUCGCUUCCUGCAUAGCGUUUUAUCUCCGGGAGUUUGGUUUGUCUCCGCCGUUCAUUUUUAUUAAUGAAUUGAUUUGAAGUCGCAGUGUCUUUUCUUCAUGACAUAUUAUUACCGCAAUGAUAAGCAAAGUUAAAAAUGCCAUGUCCACUCUGGUGGGAGGGAUAAUGCCGCACGGCCACCAUCAUCACCACCAGCACGGCUCGGGCAACGUUCAGAACUGUGGGUUGGACGGUCUUCCUCCCCGAUUCCCCUAUUCUCGACCCGAGUUUUUGGACCUUACGCAGGAGCUGCUGCAGUACUCCACAGAACAUGCAUCGAGACCGGUCAUAACACCAAAGCGGGAUAGCAGGCUGCCGUGGCGGACGGGCUAUGCCGAGGUGAUCAAUGCUGGGAAGAGUAUGCUGAAUGAGGACCAGGCGUCCUGUGAGUUGCUGUACGUGAGGAAGAUCAGCGGCAAACAGCAGCAUCGCACGUCCAUGUUGCUGGACGACAGUGCGGACACCAGUGGCAUCCCUCUUCAUUUCUGGGGGGUGUUUGACGGCCACGCUGGCUCUGGCGCCGCCCUCAUGGCAUCCAAGCUCUUGCACCGGCUCAUCCGGGACCGCCUGUGUGACGUGGUGCACCUGCUGGAGAACCCCUCCACGCCGCCCCCUAUCUGCCUGGCCAAGAACGGCAGCCCGUACCAGGCGGACACGAAGAAGGGAGCCGGCCAGGAGCCAGAGGAGCAGGACGCGCUGACCGACCCGUCCUCCCGCUUCCACAUGGAGAAGGUGAUCAGCUUGGAGGGCCUGAUCACUGGCAUUAUCGAAAACGCCUUCCGACAGAUGGACGACCUGAUAGAGAAAGAGAAGGCCUCGUACAGCAUAUCAGGAGGCUGCUGUUCUCUGGCUGCCCUCCAUCUGAUGGGGAAACUCUAUGUGGCCAACGCUGGCGACAGCAGGGCCAUCAUUAUCCGUAAUAACGAGGUCAUUCCCAUGUCCAAUGAGUUCACUCCGGAGACGGAGAGACAGCGCCUGCAGUACCUGGGCUUCCUGAAGCCAGAGCUUUUGGGAAAUGAGUUCACACACAUCGAGUUCCCUCGACGGAUCCAGCACAAAGAGCUGGGCAAGAAGAUGCUUUUCAGGGACCACACAAUGACCGGCUGGGCUUACAAAACCAUUGUGGAAGAUGAUCUAAAAUUCCCAUUAAUCUAUGGUGAAGGGAAAAAGGCGAGAGUCAUGGCCACUAUCGGAGUGACAAGAGGACUCGGGGAUCACGACCUGAAAGUCUACAAUUCCAACAUCCACAUCAAACCCUUCCUUUCCUGCUGUCCGGAAGUGCUGGUGUACAAUCUGUCGGAGAACAAGCAUGGCCCUGACGAUGUGCUCGUCAUGGGCACAGAUGGUUUGUGGGAUGUCACCACCGAUCGGGAGGUUGCAGAUGCCGUGACAGCUUUCCUCUCGUGCUGCGAUCCCAGCGAUCCCAUGAGGUACACGCUGGCGGCCCAGGAUCUUCUGAUGCGCUCGCGCGGCGUCCUGAAGGAGAGAGGCUGGCGCCUGCCCAACGAGAGACUGGGUUCGGGCGACGACAUCACGGUGUUCGUCGUCCCGCUAGCCGGAGCAGAGACGGAGACAUGAUGACAGGGCUGAUGCUGAGACGCUGGCCGCCGAGGACAAGCCCACCCAGGACUG